GACUUGUAAACACAUCUCUCUGUUGUCCCUGUGUCGGCACAGCAACUACGGAAGAAGCAUUCGGUCAGUGUAAGUUGUGGAAGAGUCGACUUCAUGCCAUGCACAACCUUUGGUCAGGAACUUUAGAUUAGUAAACGGAACAUUAAAUGCACGAAUAGAGAUACUUGUUUUGAGAUGAGAUUGUAACGGUGUCAGGAGCAACUCUGCAUUUUAGCAUAGCCGAACUGAGCUACUGAAUUGAAUCAGCUGACAGUCGAUUUGGAUUGUAACUUCACUGAGGUUAUCAAGUUCAGUCUAUAUCUGUAAAUAUUUGCAUAUAUCCCAACAUGGAGUCAUGUGGAGUGGUUGGUGCUCUUGCGGGCAUUGUGGUAGCUGGACUGGUGUUUGCUGCCUACAAACUGGGUUUACUCUACCAGUUGUUUCACAAGGUAGGUGAUCAUAUUUUUAUCAUGGCUUAAAAAAACUCUAAAUUUUGUGUUAUUUUUUUCACAUGCAUUUAUUAUAAGCAGCCUUACAUAUCAGUCAUAGCAUAGAGCUUCAUCAUCAGUGCUCUGUGGCAACUCAUAGUAGGACACACCAUUCAUGUAAACUUUGACCAGCCCUGUGGUUUUCCAGUACAAAGGCUAUCACAACACCCAGGCUGUCAGUGGGAUUGCACAAAGCCAUGAGGCUCAUCCUCACUGUUGGCCAGGACAAUAUAAACUGUUAUUGUGAAAUAUGAAAGGCCAGCUGUGUAAAGAGAUAGUGGGACACAGGUGACCUUUAGAGGGGCCAUCAACUGACACUGAUAGUUAUCUGUAGCUGGACUUGUUUCAAGAUUUAAUCAUUAUAUAUUCAGUUGAAAGUCUUAAUCAGCAAGAAUUACUCAUCUACACUUUUAUAUAUCACCCAUCUUUUUUCUUCUUCUCUGACUCACUUCAGACUGAGACCAAGAGCCCUCGCCAUGGUGGUGAGAGUGUGGCAGAGGUCCUCCGCGCCCAUGGGGUCAAGUACGUUUUCACCCUUGUUGGUGGACACAUCUCUCCUAUUCUGGUUGCAUGUGAGAAAUUGGGCAUCCGUAUUGUGGACACUAGACAUGAGGCUACUGCUGUCUUUGCUGCUGAUGCUGUGGCAAGACUCUCAGGUGUGUAUUAUUUCCGAAAGUACACAAAAGAGAUAUUCCAGCUUAAAAUUAGCUCACCACCAUAACACAGAGUUAGACACCCCCUCGAGAGAUGAAUGUUGCCAACUGCUUGCUUCUCUAGUUAUACCAACUUUAGUAAUGACCACACGAUAGCAAUACACAGCGGUCUGAGGAGCCACAAACAAACCUCAACCAAAACCCCACUCUAUAGCUACAAAUAAUACUCAGAACAGCACCUAACUUCAUUAACAGUACAUAUAAGGUCCCAGUCAUAGCACUAGCCACCAAACAAGUUUUUAGCUUUGCCUAAUUUCUUUAGCAAAGAGACUAAAAACAACUCACCUACUCUCUUCCAGCACCCACUUGUUUGUAGGGAGACCUCAGGCCAGUUCAUUACGGACUGCAACGGGGUGACGCAGCUCAAGGAAGAACAUUUAUAAUCAUUUCUUCAUGGAAAUGCAAUCAGACUGAGAUGCUAAGGCAGAAGAACUACUGCAUCUGCAGUGUAAAAUGAUUAAUAUGGUGAUUAUUACUUCAAGGAAAUGAUAAAUACAUGAUCAUAAAUGUUCCUCCUUGAGAUGCGUCACCCGCUGCAGUCCAUAAUGGACUGGCCUGAAGUCUCACAACAAACAAGUGGCUGCUGGAAGAGAGUAGAUGAGUUGUGUUUAGUCUCUUUGCUAAAAAAAUUGGACAAAGUUAAAAAGAUGUUUGGUGGCUAGUGCUAUGACCGGGACUCUAUAUGUACUGUAGAUGAAGUUAGGUGCUGUUCUGAGCAUUAUUUGUGCCUAUAGAGUGGCUUUUUGGUUGAGUUUUGUUUAUGGCUCCUCAGACCGCUGUGUAUUGCUAUCGUGCGGUCGUCACUGAAGUUGGUAUAACUAGAGAAGCAAGCAGUCGGCAACAUCCAUCUCUCGACGGGGUGUCUAACUCUGUGUUACAGUGUGUUUGACCCUAAAACAAUUUUACGCCAGACUACCCCUUUAAAUGCAUAAUUCUUUUUUUUGUAGCCUGUAUUAUGUUAACAGCAGCUAUAGAGAAUAAAAGAUUUGGGUUUGCUGUUGCUCCGUUAAACUGUGUCUUGGUUUACGGCUUUUCAGUUGUUGGUGGUUUGUUUUGGCAUAAACAGUUACUUACUGUAUAUCUUGGGGCUGGAUUAUAUUUUAGUGUAAACAUAUUCAUCAUUUGUGGUGAUUUGAAGGACUGAUUGCUGACAUGAUUUUUUCCCCUACCAGGAACAGUUGGUGUGGCGGCAGUGACUGCUGGCCCUGGCCUUACUAACACAGUGACGGCAGUGAAGAACGCUCAGAUGGCUGAAUCUCCUUUGCUGCUUAUGGGGGGAGCUGCUGGAACAUUACUUCAGGUGCACUUGAUUUAAAUAGUUAUGUGUUCAAGUUUGUUUUAAACACCAAUGCAAAUAAGAUGUGAAUGUGCUGGCGGAUUUUAACUGCAUCGCAAAAUUGUUAGUAGCAUUUGGUUUUAGUGCUGACAGUAUGUUGUAGAUGUUUUGAUGUGUUGUAUUUCAUCUUCAAUUGUUGUAUCUUUAACGUCUGUUUUCCCCAUUAACUUUUUAUGUCACAGGGUAGAGGAGCUUUGCAAGACAUUGAUCAAAUGUCUCUCUUCAAACCCCUGUGCAAGUUCUGUGCCUCCAUCAGGACUGUCAGGGAGAUCGUACCUACUGUCAGAAAAGCCCUGGCCAUUGCCCAGUCCGGAACUCCUGGUCCUGUUUUCAUUGAGUUUCCCAUCGACACGCUGUACCCCUUCCAUCUUGUGUCCAAAGAGUUUGGUGUCAAGAACCCCCCAAAAGGUCUGAUGGGAAAAAUUGUUACAUGGUAGGUAAAAACCAUUUUUACAAGUUUAACAAACAACUUAAUAAUUGUAAGAGAAUCAAUACGUUGGGAGAUGAAAAAAAAAACGGUGGUUUCUUAGAAGUCUAAAAAUGUGAUGUAUAGAAAUCUUUGAGCUUUUGUUCAAAUUUGACAGGUACAUUUAUACAAAAGCUGGAAGUUUUGUGCCUUUCCUCUCAAUGUGAUUCUUUUUUUCCGUACAAGAGCAAAAAUACAGCAAUGCAGUGUUCUGAUUUCUUGCAAGGUACCUCAAUAACCACCUCAUGAAUCUAUAUGCUGGAGCCUGGGAGACCAGAGAUGUGUCACCACUCCCUGUAGACAUCCCACAAGCUACAGAUGAUCAGGUAGGGCAACUCUUAGUUUUAAGGUUUUAUGUUAUUCAGGCAUUCACACUUUUUAGCCAAGUACGAUACAGCCUGUCUUUGUCAGGAAUUACAGUCAACAAUGACUAUAACAGAAUUUCAAAUAUUUUACCGCUUUAUUUCUCUAAAAUUAAAAUUAGGUGCAAAAGUGCAUUGAGCUGGUAAGUCGAGCAAAGAAGCCUGUUAUCCUGCUGGGCAGCCAAGCAACCUUACCCCCAACGCCUGUGGAUGACAUCAGGUAAAGGAAAACAUGUCAUGUCCUGUUUUUUCUAACCUUUUCUGUGCUGUACCUUUAGGUUUUGUAAUGCAGUUUACCGCCACUAAAUGUAAGAAGUUAAAAGAAAUACUAUUUUGAUAUUCAACGUUGUGAUGCUUAUCUGGUCAAAAUAUUUUCUUGAGUUUAGGAGGGCAUUGGAGGACCUGGGCAUUCCCUGCUUCCUUGGCGGCAUGUCCCGCGGCAUGCUGGGUAAAGACAGUCCAAUUCACAUCAGACAAAACAGGCGAGAUGCUCUAAAGGAGGCAGACUUGGUGCUCUUAGCAGGUCAGACAUAUGGAUUUACAGUUAAACUGAUGCAUUUGCUGGUUUGAUGAUUCAAUGAUUGAUUUCAUAAUUGAUUUAAAAAUAUAUAGAGAAUUCAGUUCAUUUGAAAAUCUUUAAACCAAAUCUAGAUUUUGAUUUUAAAAAACAAGUUAUUGCUAAUACCAAAUUUGCAAGUUGGCAGGCCCAACCUUAGGAUAUGUGGCUGUCUAGAUAAAUUGUAACAAUGUAUAUAUUUUUUUGUCUGCAGGCACUGUGUGUGACUUUCGGCUGAGCUAUGGCAGAGUUCUCAACAGACGCAGUAAAAUCAUUGCGGUCAACAGAGAUAAAACACAGCUGCUGAAAAAUUCGGAUAUGUUUUGGAAACCGACAAUAGCAAUUCAGGGUAUGUUAUGAGGAUGCCGUCACGUCGGACCGUCGCACAAAGAGCAUAAGGUGUCAUUUAGAUCUUUAGCGAUUUAGCAGUUAAAGCUCCUGUUAGGAUCUCCUGUCAUUGUUAAUUUUGGCACACCCCUCAGAAGAAUAGUGUUUUUUUUUAUCUUUUCCUGUACAUGUGACAGUUAUUUCUUUUUUCUUUUUACAAUCAAACAUAUCACCUAACAAGAGUCUUUGCUAUGGUAAAUUUAAGAAUUAUAAGAAAAGCUGUUUCUUCAAUGAGUUGUUAAACAGAUCAACAGCCGCAACAGUUUUAGGCGUCAAAGAUAACAAUAUGGAAUAAGUCAGAAAAAGACAGUCAAGUUGACUGUCUUGUUUACUUUGGUAGCUCUUAAAAAAAGGCAUCAGUUUUAAAUUCAGUCUGUUUCAGGACCAGCUUAAUGCUCCCUACAGGAUGGCUCCAUACAGUUUGGGAUUACAGAAUGAUCAAUAUACAAUGUCUGUGGCAUUUUUGUUUUUGUAUUUUGUAGCCGUUAAUUUUAUUACUAAUUAGUGUCCCAGUAUGUUAAAUACAUACAUCAGUCAGAAUUUAAAGUGUGCGUCUGUUUCAGGCGAUGCUGGUUCAUUCUUGAUGAGACUUUCCAAAGGCUUGAAGGGCCAUCGCUGCCCAGAGGAGUGGCCUCAGAGCCUCAAAGAAGGAGACAUUACCAAAGAAAAUACAAACAGGUAAGCAGAAAGUCAUGGUUGCUGAUACUUAUUUUAUGUUUGUCAACAGGCGUCGAAAACCAUCAAUGUUAUGAAAGCAAAAAAAAAAAAAUACUUCCAUCAAAGUUCCAUCUUCAGUAAAAAAAAAAAGCAAAGAAAAAACAGAUUUAUCAAUGCAAGUGCAACUCUGUUAUGAAAUUAUUAAGUCACUGUUACAUAAACUGGAACAUUUUUAUUCCAGGGCCAAAGCUGAUGAGAAGACCGAACACCACUUGAAUCCCUUGAAAGUCCUCCAUCGUGUGGAUGAGCUGAUGGCAGAGGACAGCAUCAUUGUUGCAGAUGGUGGAGAUUUUGUUGGUAGUGCUGCUUACAUAAUGAGACCAAGAGGACCUUUGCGUUGGCUAGAUCCAGGUAAGACAUCAUAGGCCAAACAACAACUGGUUUAUGAAGAACUGCUGUGAGUAAAAUUAUGGAUGUUUUAGCAAGUUUUAAAUCUGAAGGUAACUGAUGCGAGUUCAUCUCAUAUAUUUAGGAGGCUGGUCAACAGCAGUGUAUUAGGAGGUAAAAUGUUAUGUGUCAAUGACUUGAAAAGACUUGUUCUUUGUGCCCAGGUGCAUUUGGGACCUUGGGGGUAGGAGGAGGAUUUGCACUUGGAGCAAAACUGUGCCGGCCUGAUUCUGAGGUGACUUAUUGAGCUCUAAAACAGCUUUGUCUGUUUAUUCAAUGGUUACGGUUUAUCCUUGAUAAAUAAAAUGCUUUUUAUUUACUUUUUAGGUGUGGAUAGUGUAUGGUGAUGGUUCCUUGGGAUACAGUGUUGCAGAGUUUGACACAUUCACCAGACAUAAGGUAAAAUCUGUUAUUUUAGCAUUUACUUGACAUAAGCAGUAUAUAUGAAUCGGAGUUGGGGUUAGAUGCUGAUCAGAGACAGUCAACAUAUGCCCUCAUUGCUCUGUGCAGUGUUGUUCUUUGUAAGAUUAUAUAUAAACUAGGUUUUACAGUUUGUUUUUAAUGUUUUUUACAGACACCAGUCAUAGCUGUGGUGGGGAAUGAUGCAUGUUGGAGUCAGAUAUCCAGAGAGCAGGUUCCCAUACUGGGCAGCAACGUUGCGUGUGGCCUUGCAUUUACAGGUACAUUUUCCAUUAAAGCUGUUGUUUAAAUGUUGUCAUAGCUGAUAGUGUGUGUAUUGGUUAUAUCCCAAACUGUGAAUAUGAACAUAAUUAUCAGAAUAAUGUCUUUGCACUCACCAACUUGCUGAUCACUACUUUAUUUUCUCUCCACAGAUUAUCAUGUAGUGGCAGAUGGUUAUGGUGGUAAGGGCUACCUUGUAGGGCGUGAGGACGAGGACAGGAUCAGUGACAUCAUCAGGGAGGCUCAAAGGGAAAGCCAUGAGGGCAAGGCUGUACUCCUCAAUGUUCUCAUCGGAAAGACCAACUUUAGAGAAGGCUCAAUCUCUGUAUAAAGAUGCAAUGAUUAACUCUAACGACAAGUUCUUCUAACUGUUCUAUCUUUAACUCUCCAUAGACUGUCAGUCUCUAUGAAGGGUUCAAAAAAGAAGAGGAAAAUACUGUUUUACACUGUAGAGCUCAGUUCUGACAAGACCUAUGCUAAUCCUGUCAAAGCCAUGUUUAAUUAUGACGCCCUUUAAAGUACAUGAAUUGUCAGUUGCAAAAAAAAAAAAAUCCGUCAUGAGACAUAAGAUCUGCAAAAAUCUGUCAUCACUUCAGUAUUGCUGUACCUUAAAAACCUGCAGUUUCAUUAUCAUUAGAAUCAAAGCCACUUCUUUUAAUGCAAUAUAUUCAUAAUGCUAUAUUGCAACUGUUAAACAUAGCUACUAGCCUUAAAUCUGAAGCCUGUGUUGUGCAUCACAAUAUAUAUUUUUUUACGUUCAUGUUGUAGUGCAUAAAACAUUUGUUGCAUUUCCAAUAGAGUGUAGUAAGCUAUAAAGCAAGAAACUUGCUUUGUUUCAGUUUUUCAUCUUAAAGGGCUUUAGGUUAGAUUUUUGACAUUAAAGUAACCUGUUAUAACGUAAAACAAUUCUUUCAAAUAAACCAUGGAUUCAAAAUCAUUUGUGAGGGAGCAUCAGUUUAACUCCUCAAAUUUAACCAGUCUGCCUUUUCUCCUGUUCUAAAAUUAACAAGUAGCCUUUUGAUUGGGGGAACAUGAAAUCUUAAAGGUGCAAUAUUUUUAAUCUUGAUGAUAAUGAAUGAAAACAUUUGGAAGGAUUUUUUUUCAUGUUAAAGAUUGGAUUAGUAUGCCUUAUAUUACUUGAUUGUGUAUUUCAAUACAUUGAUUGAUAUGUAAAGAUUGAUAAUGUGACCAUUGAUUGAGUCAUCUAUUUAAAUUCUUUUGAAUACUGACUUCCAUUAUAUAAUGUGGGCUGCCGUUUUAAAGGCCUAAACAUGAUAUUUAUUGCACUGUAAAAAUAACACUCAUGCUCACCAUGUAAAAAUGUGUGGAUCAUUUCACUCCUAUAAAUUAUGUUGCUGUUUUUUUUUUUUUUUUUUCAAUAUGAGGAAGUUAUUUUAAACUGGAUUGUUACUUUGGUUUUCUUCUCAAAUAAAUGGGUGGGCUUCUUGGUGAAUCUAAGCAUACAUUGUACUGUGUACACUUGUUUAAUGUAAGCCUACAGUCAGUUUGAGAGGUAGAGUGAAAUUAGACUGUGUUUCAGGGUACAGAUGUAAGUGAUAGCUGCUUAAACAAAUGUUAAAAUAUGUGAACAUGUCUUACUUAUCGAUACUGUCUUUACUAUGAAUUGGGAUGAGGAAGGAUUUUAAGUCAGGUGCAACUCUGAUCAACUAAAUCAAAAUACACAUUGUAUUUUGAAGAUUUUGUAUUUUGAAGUCAUAUCUAUCAACCACCAAUGAGAGCUAGUAGCUGAUGAAGUGUAUGGAAGUAAAUCUGUGCAAUCUGAUUUUGAAUUUGAAUUUCUAAAGCUAGAAUUUGCUUGAAUGAAGCUUGAAUUUCUAAAAUUUUUUGCCUCAAAAUCAGACUGAAUUUCCGAACCAUCGAAUUUCAAGCAUGCAUUUUGAUUUCUGACAUUAUUUUUUUUUAUUUUAUAAUGAUGAAAUAAAUUCAGUGUAAAAAAA
Xyrichtys novacula (pearly razorfish) is the source of this 8030-nucleotide messenger RNA. NCBI's taxonomy places the organism in Eukaryota, Metazoa, Chordata, Actinopteri, Labriformes, Labridae. The record is from the annotation of a GenBank genome assembly.